This is a messenger RNA of Nematolebias whitei (Rio pearlfish), 2676 nucleotides long. Its product is annotated as sarcalumenin. NCBI's taxonomy places the organism in Eukaryota, Metazoa, Chordata, Actinopteri, Cyprinodontiformes, Rivulidae. The transcript is spliced from 8 exons. The record is from RefSeq and is a predicted model, not a curated record. Bases 14 to 2200 code for a protein of 728 amino acids. Gene Ontology annotation, molecular function: GTP binding.
CCUGGCAGCCAAAAUGAAAGCUCUGGUGUCUGCGUGCUGCUUGCUGUCUCUCCUGGCGCUGUCAGCUGCAGAUCUCCUGACAGAGUCCUCCGUCCAGGAUGAAGACCCUCUGAAGCAUCUGCAGCUCCAGCAGCCAGAAGGAGACCUCUUCUCGUGUGGAUGUGACACAACAGAUGCCAGCCAGAGCUCUUCCAAUGACACCCCGGCCCCAGAGAGGGCCAUGUGCCAGCCCUGCAAAGCUCCAUCCACCACUGAAGAAGAGCUGGCUGUCCCCUCAGAGCAUGAGGAGGAAGAAGGAGCUCCUCCAGAAGACGACUCUUCUGCUGCUGUUACUGAAGGAGAAAACCAUGGAGAGCAGACAGAGGAGGACAAAGAGGUGACAUCUGAGGAGCAAACUGAGGCUGAAGAUGAGGCACCAGAAGAGGAAGUAUCUAAAGAGGAGACUUUAGCUGAAGCUGAGGUAGAAGAGGAUGAAGCUGUGGAAAAAGGGGAUGAAGCUGUGGAAGAAGAGGAUGAAGCACAAGAGGUCACUGAGGAGGAGGAUGUUGAAAAAACAGAAUCGGAGACAUCAGAGCCUGAACCUGAAGAGACACAACCAGAACCAACGGAGGAGCUGAAACCUCCACCACAGGCUGAGCCAGAGGUUGUGGCAGCACCAGAAGAUAUUUCAGAACCAGAGCUGGUUCCUGAAACAGAACCAGAGAUAAAUGAACCUUAUAUGGUGGAAGUUGAUGUAGAAGAUGUAGAGAUAGAAACCACAGUGGAAACUCCUGAAGAAAAGCCUGAAGAAGAGUCUGCACAGCCUCAAACCAAAGAGGUCAUAGGCUCCGGCCUGAGGGACCGCUCCCACAUCGAGGACAUGCUGCGACUGGCGAUGGCUGAACCUUCAGCCGAGUUCUCUGGUGCUGUAAAGAAACUGUUGAGCGUCUAUCACACGGCCAUCAAGCCCAUGGAGCAGGCGUUUAAAUACAACGAGCUCAGGCAGCAUGAACUUACAGACGGUGAGAUCACCUCUAAGCCCAUGGUUCUGUUUCUGGGCCCCUGGAGUGUAGGCAAGUCUUCCAUGAUCAACUACCUAUUGGGUCUCCACGGCACACCCCAGGAGCUGUACACAGGCGCUGAGCCCACCACCUCUGAGUACACAGUUAUUAUGCACGGCGAGAAGUUUCGAACCAUAGAAGGCAUUGUCAUGGCAGCGGACAGUUCACGGUCCUUUUCCCCCCUGGAGAGGUUCGGUCAGGGCUUCUUGGAACGAUUGGUUGGCAUCGAGAUGCCCCAUAAACUCCUGGAGAGGGUCACCUUUGUCGACACGCCUGGCAUCAUUGAAAACCGCAAGCAGCAGGAAAGAGGUUACCCAUACAACGAGGUGUGCCAGUGGUUCAUUGAUCGAGCUGAUCUGAUCUUCCUGGUGUUCGAUCCCACCAAGCUGGACGUGGGAGGGGAGCUGGAGAUGCUCUUCCGGCAGAUGAAAGGCCGCGAGUCACAGAUUCGCCUCAUCCUCAACAAGGCCGACAGUGUGUCGACCCAGGACCUGAUGAGAGUUUAUGGAGCCCUGUUCUGGAGCAUGGCCCCACUGGUCAAUGUCACAGAACCCCCUCGUGUUUACGUCAGCUCCUUCUGGCCUCAGGAAUACGCCGCAGACUCUAGCCGAGAGCUCUUCAUGAAGGAGGAGAUCUCCCUGCUGGAGGAUCUCAACCAGGUCAUUGAGAACCAGAUAGAGAACAAAAUUGCCUUCACCCGUCAGCACGCCAUACGUGUGCGCAUCCACGCCCUGCUGGUGGACCGUUACCUUCAAACCUACCAGAACAAACUGGGCUGGUUUGGCGACCCCCACGAAGUUUUCCAAGACAUCGUGAAUGACCCAGAUAAGUACUACAUCUUCAAGUCCAUCCUGGCCAAGACUAACGUCAGCAAGUUUGACCUCCCCGACAAGGAGGCCUACCAGGACUUCUUUGGAGUCAACCCAGUUUCCAACUUCAAGCAGCUCUCCCAGCUCUGCAGCUGGACUGGGGGCUGUCUGCUCGAGAAGAUAGAGAGGGCCAUCUCACAUGAGCUUCCUGCUCUGCUCAGCACCGUCAGUAAGAGAGCCGAGACGUCAGAUGCUGCAAAGGCUGCGCCGACGCCCCCACCACCUCUGCCCGGUACCUGUGAGGGCCCAAAGUGUGAGGAGAAACCCAAAAACCGCUGGAGGAGGCAGUGAGAUGAAGGAGAAUGGUACAGAUGGCAGCCAGAGAGUUUCUCUAAAACAAAUCCACUAGUGUGGAUUUCAGAACUGGCAGAGAGACAGAUUUAAUCAGUCUGGCAAAACAAACGGCUUCUUGUUUCCUACCGCUUUUUUUAAUCUGCUAAAUUGACAUGAUGGACAAAAUGUGCCCAAUAAGUCUUCUGAUGCUUCCAGAUGAAUGUACAACCAUCUACUGCAAGUUGUCCUUUAAAACGUAGCUUUAAAGAAGCACAAGUUUGUAAAUGCAACAAAAAAAAGGGGCAUUUUUCAACUUUUAAUUGUCUGCAACGAAAAGACUCGUUGUUUUUUUCUGUAACCUCUCAUAAUAUAAAAUCUAAGAAUGAUUGUUUGUCUCCUUCUUCAUCAUUCAGCCACGUUACUCUGAAAGGAGAAAUUUACUAACUCAGCACCCUUGAAAAAUAAAGUAAAUAAAUAAAAAAUUUUUAAAAAUU